Molecule: messenger RNA, 4315 nt
Organism: Ylistrum balloti
Lineage: Eukaryota; Metazoa; Mollusca; Bivalvia; Pectinida; Pectinidae
Product: peroxisomal membrane protein PEX14-like
Exons: 9
Coding region: 1-1056 (351 amino acids)
Biological process (GO): protein import into peroxisome matrix, docking
Cellular component (GO): peroxisomal importomer complex; peroxisomal membrane
Molecular function (GO): signaling receptor binding
Source: RefSeq, a predicted model, not a curated record
AUGGCGGACGAUGAUGGAAAGGUUGAAGUGACCAAAGAUGUGUUAGCUCCUGCUGAGGGAGUUCGAGAGGAACUUAUCAGUACAGCUGUAAAAUUCUUACAAAAUCCAAAAGUCAAACAAAGCCCUCUUUCACAGAAGAAAGCUUUCUUACAAAGAAAAGGUUUAACAAAAGAAGAAAUUGACCUCGCAGUUCAAAGAGCAGGAGUAGCACAAGAUGACAAUGUCACACAAGUUUUUCCUCCACAAUCCUCAGGACAGAUGGUCCCAUACGCUAACAACACUCAACAGAUGGCACCACCUCCAGUACUUAUAUACACAAGAUGGCAAAAAGUUAGAGAUGUGCUUUCUGUGAUAGCAUUAGCAAGUGGUAUGACAUAUGCUGCCUACAAAUUUUAUAAGGAGGUAUUGAAACCAUGGUUACUAGGACAACCAAGAACAGAAGAGCGACUGACAACCUUGGAGAAACUACAGAGCAGUGUAGUAGAGAGGCUGACCACUGUCCAGGAGACACUGACCUCCUUUCAGGAACAGGUGACCAAGGAACAGGAGAAAGUUCAACAGCUGUCACAUGACAUUCAUGCGAAAAGGUCUUCAGAAAUAUUACAGAGCUCCCAAGAUUCACAAACUAUGCACGAGGUGAAAUCAGAACUUUCAAGUAUUAAAGGACUUCUGUUGAACAGACGCCAGUUCCCUCCCACACCCUCCAGCACCCCACUUUUACCGUCUUGGCAACUGUCAUCAUCAGGGGAAAAGUCUGUGCCUACCACACCCGCAAAGUCAUCACUAGUGACACCUAGUGGAGAUAGUGGAAAUCUAACCGAUACUUUAGGAAUGCUGAAUAGCAAUGACAGUAAUAGGGAGGAGAACUCUGAAGUUGAGACUAAUGGAGAAGUUAGUUUGAGUGAAUCAAAAAUAAUAGAAUCCACACAGCCUGUCACGGAAUCUGAAGCAAAGGGGGAUAACUCGACUGAAGAAAGAAUGACUGUGUCAGAUGAAAGUCCAAUGUCAGAAGUCAAUGAAAGAGAGGCAAAAAUAGAGGAUGAUGAACUUGAUUAAAUGUUAACAUUCCAUUGUUUACCUUACCGUUGAUAAAGAAAUGCCAAAGGUCAAACACAAGGGAAAAUUUAAAUAAAAUAUCAGUGUUUUUGAACAUUUUAAUCUAUAUACAGAUAUGUUGAAUGGUGAAGGCUAGACUGUGAGCCUGGAUUUUUGGACCUGUUUUUAAAGGUCAGGUAUAAUCAACAGUAUUACACAUCAUUAAGGAUGGUAUUCAUUCUGGCCCCUAAAAAUCAGCAUAAUUCUACAUAAGAUAUGAGACUUCAAUGAUUAUGUUUAUUGCAAAGUUCACUUCUGAUGAUGUCAGCUUAGCAGGAUUAGGUGGCAAAAACUAGAAGAAAAAAAACAGAAAAUAAGCACAGAUAUAAAGCACUCAUUAUUAUCUUGUCUGGAUUGGAUUGUUGCUAUAGUAACUGAUAGCUAUGGAUGGUAACUGUUGCUAUAGUAACUGAAAGCUAUGGGUGGUAACUGUUGUUAUAGUGACUGAUAGCUAUGGAUGGUAUCUAUUGCUAUAGCAACUGAUAUUUAUGGGUGGUAACUGUUACUGUAGUAACUGAUAGCUAUGGAUGGUAACUGUUGCUAUAGUAACUGAUAGCUAUGUGUGGUAACUGUUACUGUAGUAACUGAAAUCUAUGGGUAGUAACUGUUGCUAUGGUGACUGAUUGCUAUGGGUAGUUACUGUUGAUAUGGUGAAUGAUUGCUAUGUGUGGUUACUGUUGAUAUGGUGACAGAUUGCUAUGAGUGAUAAUUAGUAAGAAGUUCACAUUUUGAAGUAUUAUAAAUAAAAUCCAUAAAAUUGUGUGUAUUAACCAGAUUAAUUUGCAUUUAUGACAAUAAGGAUCCCUAGGUCAUGUGAAUGAUAUUAGAAUAAUGUUGAUAUUCUAUGAGUGACCAUGAUUCACACAGAUUCCUGCAAAUUUUAUAGAACAUUGAAGAAUAUGUAUUCCAUGAUAAUUGUAAGCAAUUAGGAAAAGGUGCCUAUUGCAAAAGAAUUAAAAGAUUUUACAUGAAGAGUGCCAAAAGAAGGUAUCAUUAAAGAGUUUUGAUUUUCAGUAAUUUCAUGUAAUAAAAAAACAUUUAGCAAGUAGCUCAAAUGUGGAAUCUUAAAUCUUAAUAAAUUAAAAAUUUGUAUAGAAUAUACAUUUUGGGAUUUGCUUUAUAAUGUUGAAGCAGUGACAUAUAGAGGGAUAAGAAACUAAGCCGAGUGGAGUAUUCUCUUGUGUAGGUUUUUAUGUUUGGUCACUGAGCCAUGAAGUCAUUGAAACCCCUUCUCCAUCACAUUUGUUGUCUAAUCAUAGUAACCUUUGUCUCAUACUUUAGUUACCAGGAUGUGAACUUUGCGCUGGCCAGCUUGACUAGGGCCUUUUGUCAGCUAGCAAGAAGAAUCUUAUUUUGGUUCUAAAAUGAUACUGAUAAAUUGAAGUGAUGCAUUACAAAAUUUAAAAUAGAAAAAAAACUUAACUACACAGCUUUUUGAUGCUAUUUAUUUUUUUAUUUAAAGGUUAUUUUCUUCAUAUUUGAGACUGAAAUCCGUAUACAUUAAAGGAUAGUAUUUCAGCUGUAAAUAGCGUAAACAUUUAUUUACAGAAUAUUUUACAGACAUUAUUUAUCACAAAUGUUUGCACAAUCAGUUUGAAUGUUUUUAAACUUUCUGCUUCCCAUACCGUUUAUUUUGAAAAUAUUAAUUACACUUUUUCGGAGAAAAAUGGUUUUUAAACACAGAAAGGCUUGGCAACUUGAAUUUCUUUGUUGUAAUGUUUACAAAGAGAUAAAGGCAGUUUCUUAUCUCUCUGUAUCAUACAUCCCUGGUUUAAUAUUGCUGGACAAAUUAUGGUAUCAUUAUAAAAUACUCUGUUUUAUAUGGCUAUAAAUCCUGAACUGUUUGAGGAAACAUUUAUUGCUGCCAAGUAGAGUAAUCAAUCGAUACUAUUUCCAAUAAUUAAUUAUGUUGGUAGCAAUGAAACAUAAGUUUUUUUUUUAAAUUUUAAAUAACAUAUUUAUAUCCAAGUGUUGUGCUUGUGGUGUAGUAAUAUUAAUGAAUUUUAAACAUUUUUUUUACUCCAAACUGUAAUUUAGAGAGUGUAGCAAAUAUUGACAGAAAGAAUAAUGAUUUGGGCUGAAUGGUAUAUGAUGUAGCUGUGUACCGGUGAGGAAUGUUGAUUUGAUUAAGUUAUAUCUGUAAGGUGUACCUGGUAGUUGUAUUUCAAAACAUAUGCAUUUCAUAAAGAGCCAGGGCAGUGAUUUUCAGUCACUGCUGAUAUUUUAUUGUUUUUCUGUUAAUUAACAUCUUUCUUUGUUGACUUCAUCUUGACAUUAUAUGUUAUUAAGGUAAAGCUGAAUGCAGGGAAGUGGAUUAUUUCAUCACUUGUGUGUAAAGGUGGUUGUGUGUUGGCUUAGUCCUCAUGAAAUUAAUAAUGUUCAGUGAUUUCGAUAUCAUGCUGUAAUUGAAGGGAAUUUCAAUGAAAAUUGUAUUAAAAUGUAUUCUAGUUGCAAUUUCAAAGUUUCUAAGAAACAAUGGUAAUUAUUUGAACCAAACAGAGUACUCUCCCUUUACAUAGGAGUGAUGGAUGGCGAUUCUUACGAUCCAUGAUUCUAAGAUGUCUUCCCUUUCUGAUUGAAAAGAUAAAGUGGAAUCCACUUUGUGGUUUACAUAAAGAAACGUCAGUGCUGGGUGAAAUUCUUGAUUUAAUUGUCAAAUCUGUAGCUUUCCUUGUGAAUUCUGUUUAACGGUUGAAGUUAUGUGUUUCAUCCUCAAACUACAUAAUACAUAUGUAGUUGUAAGCCAUAUCAUGUAUAGUAUAUAUCUUGUUGUCAUCUGUAAAGUCUCCUCAUGGUGUAUUCUGUUAAAUUACAUAUAUGGUCUUCAUUCAUCCAUACCAAGGGGGAUAAGUCUUGUGCCUCAUUCAGACAAAUUUUAAAGUCCAGCAAGUAUUAAACAAGAGCACACUAUAAAAAAAAAAUUUUUAACCUAAUCUCUAACAGCAGCGAUUUUGAAGAAAAAUGGACUCGCAUAUAUACACUGAUAUUAUAAUAAGAAAUAGAGACAUAUCUUACUAAGCAUUGUUAUUGCCUGUAGGGUAUUUAGGCUGCCCAGAGAACUGUUUACCAAUAUGUUUCUGGUUUGUUUUCACUAAGUUUCCUGUAUUGUUCUAUUUGAUUAUCUUUUGCUUUUUCCAGUACAUGUGUCAUCUUGAAUUCCUGCAGUGAUUAUUUGUAUUCUUCAAGAUAAUUAUUAUAAAUAAAGAUUUUUCAUGUUUUA